AUGAGAUAUGCCUGGCUCCCUGUAUGCCACCCGGCAACUUCAAUCCGGCCAGUGGAUUGGCGGAGGCGGGCGGCGUACGAGGAGCCAAGCAUGCCGUUGACCACCAUAGUCAACCACUUUCCUGCCAUAUUCCACCUCGAUUCUUUAAUUUCCGGCAGAUCAUCUCAUCAGCAGGAGCCCCCCUCCGUUGCCCUUCCUCCCCUGCCGUCCAUAGCACCACCCUCUCAUGCGCCCUCGCCGGAGAAACGCUGCACCGCCGGUCUCCAACGCGGAGACUUAGAAGUUGGAGACGCUGGCCUAGUCGAAACUCUCGGUCAAGCUCACGCGAAGACUAAGAAGUUGACCUCGCUUGGCGCGUCGCACUCAUUCUCCACCACUCUCGACGUCGGCGGCUCGUCCAGGCUCGGUUUGCUCGCAUACCGCCGCCGCGUUGAAUAUUGGAACCUCGUCUAG
Messenger RNA from Striga asiatica, 453 nucleotides. The record is from the annotation of a GenBank genome assembly. Lineage: Eukaryota; Viridiplantae; Streptophyta; Magnoliopsida; Lamiales; Orobanchaceae.